CAGGAAAGCUGGAGCCAGAGGGAAUGGUCCCUGAGAACCGCAGAGCCCCAGCCCAGGAAACCUUUAACUGUGGGGCAGAAGACCUUCAACUUCAACAAAUCAGAGGCAUCUUGAUGUAGAAAACAAAGAAGUUUUAAUUUGCAAGACCUUGGGAGAUUUGAGCAUCUCCCCAGCCACCUAAGGUGGUCUGGCAGUGAAGAGAGCUAUCCCCCUGUCCAGGAAAAGAAGGGAAACACAUUUGAUUCAUUGUAAUCAUCCUCCAGCAAUAGCCUGCAAAGGACCAAGGCCUGGACCAAGGAGAGAGCCUGCAGCCAGAAAGAAUGGCUUUUGAGAGCCAAAACCCCCCAACCCAGGAGUUGGUGACCUUCAAGGAUGUAGCUGUGGACUUCAGCCCUGAGGAGUGGGGUCUGUUGAACCCGGAUCAGAAAGAGCUGCACAAGGAGGUCAUGCUGGAGAAUGCUGCGAACUUGCUCUCCCUGGGACUUCCAGUUCCCAGAGAAGAUUUCUUCUCCCAUGUGGAGAGAGGAGGCCUGAGGAACUCCUGUCCUGAUGCAGAGACACAGUUUGAUAGGAAGGAGAUGAGUGCAAACCUGAAAAUGAUCUCAUGGAAUGACCUUUUUCAAUAUCGUAAAUACAGAGCUGUUUUUGCCAACCACAAAAGAAAGCACAUUGGAGAGAAACAUUGUGAAUGGACUAAACACAAAAAAGCUUUAAGAAAGAGUUCCAGUGUUGCUAAAGAUAAGAAUACACAUCCUCAAGAGAAAACAUCUGAGUGUCAUGAAUGUGAUGAAACUUUUCUUGAACUCUCUUUCCUUGCCAAGCAUCAGAGAAUCCAUGCUGGAGAGAAACCUUAUGAGUGUAAGAAACAUGAAAAGACUGUGAAAGAGCAGUCUACUUCGGCUAAACAUGAGAGAAUUCACACAGAAAAACAGUCUUACAAAUGUAAUCAGUGUGGAAAGGAUUUCCAUUGUUAUUCCAAAUUUUCAAAACAUCAGAGAACCCACAAUAUAGAGAAACCUUAUGAAUGUAAUCAGUGUGGAAAGGUUUUCACACAGCUUUCUGGGCUUGCUAUCCAUUGCAGAAUGCACACUGGAGAGAAAGCUUAUGAAUGUGGUGAAUGUGGAAAGGCUUUCAUAUACAGCAAGAAUUUUGUAAAACAUCAAAGAAUCCACACUGAAAAGAAACAUUAUAAAUGUAAAGAAUGUGGAAAGACUUUCACAUAUCGCUCCCAUCUUGCUAUGCAUCAGAGAAUCCACACUGGAGAAAAACCUUAUGAGUGUAAUGAAUGUGGAAAAGCUUUCACAAAACGCUCCUACCUUGAUGCACAUCAGAGAAUGCACAAUGGAGAGAAACCUUAUGAAUGCAAUCAAUGUGGAAAGGCUUUCAUACAGAGCUCCAAUCUCCGUGAGCAUCAGAUAAUCCACACUAAAGAGAAACCUUAUGAAUGUAAGGAAUGUGGAAUGGCUUUCAUACAGCACUCCAAACUUGCUAGCCAUCAGAGAAUCCACAGCGGAGAGAAGCCUUAUAAAUGUAAUGAAUGUGGAAAGGCUUUCACUCAGAGGGCCAAACUUGCUUAUCAUAUGAGAACCCACACUGGAGAGAAGCCAUAUGAAUGUAAACAAUGUGGAAAGGCUUUCUCAUAUUGCUCCGAUCUUCGUGAACAUCAGAGAACGCACACUGGAGAGAAGCCUUAUGAAUGUAAGCAAUGUGGAAAGGCUUUCACACAGCGUUCUAGUCUUGCUGUCCAUUGGAGAAUCCACACUGGAGAGAAGCCUUAUGAAUGUAAUGAAUGUGGGAAAGCUUUCACACGGCGGUCUGAUCUUGGUAGACAUCAGAAAAUCCACAUGGGACAGAAAUCUCAUGAAGGAAUGGGGGAGUUGGUGACCUUCAAGGAUGUGGCUGUGGACUUCAGCCCAGAGGAGUGGGGUCUGUUGAACCCGGAUCAGAAAGAGCUGCACAAGGAGGUCAUGCUGGAGAAUGCCGAGAACUUGCUCUCCCUGGGACUUCCAGUUCCCAGAGAAGAUUUCAUCUCCCAUGUGGAGAGAGGUGGCCUGAGGAACUCCUGUCCUGAUGCAGAGACACAAUUUGACAUGAAGGAGAUGAGUAGAAAUCUGAAAAUGAUCUCAUGGAAAGAGCUUUUUCAAUAUCAUGAAUACAGGGCUGUUCUUGGUGAGCACAAAAGAAACCACACUGGAGAGGAACAGUGUGAAUGGAAUAGACACCAAAAAGCUUUAAAAAAGAGUUCCAGUAUUCCUAAAGAUAAACAUAUACACAUUGAAGAGAAAACACCUCAGUGUUAUGAAUGUAAUAAAGCUUUUCUUGUACUCUCUUCCCUUGCCAAGCACCAGAGAAUCCCUGCUGGAGAGAAACCUUAUGAAUGUAAGAAACAUGGAAAGACUUUGAGAGAGCAAUCUCCUCCUGCUAAACAUGAGAGAAUUCACACAGAAAAACAAUCUUAUAUAUGUAAUCAAUGUGGAAAGGAUUUCCAGUAUUAUUCCAAAUUGGCUCAACAUCAGAGAAUCCACACUGGAGACAAGCCUUAUGAAUGUAAGCAAUGUGGAAAGGCUUUUACAAAGCGCUACUACCUUGAUGCACACCAGAGAAUCCACACUGGAGAGAAGCCUUAUGAAUGUAAUGAAUGUGGAAAAGCUUUCAUUCAGAGCUCCAGUCUUCUUGAACAUCAGAGAAUCCACACUGGCGAGAAGCCUUAUGAAUGUAAUCAGUGUGGAAAGACUUUUAUACGGAGUUACAGUCUUCUUGAACAUCAGAGAAUCCACACUGGAGAGAAGCCUUAUGAAUGUAAUCAAUGUGGAAAGACUUUCACACAGAGUUCCAGUCUUGCUAAACAUCAGAGAAUCCACACUGGAGAGAAGCCUUAUAAAUGUAAUGAAUGUGGAAAGGCUUUCACAUAUCGCUCCUACCUUGAUGCACAUCAGAGAAUCCACACUGGAGAGAAGCCAUAUGAAUGUAAUGAAUGUAGAAAGACUUUCAUAUAUCGCUCCCAUCUUGCUGUCCAUCAGAGAAUCCACACUGGAGAGAAGCCUUAUGAAUGUAAUGAAUGUGGAAAGACUUUCACAUAUCGUUCCAGUCUUGCUAUUCAUCAGAGAAUGCACACUGGAGAGAAGCCUUAUGAAUGUAAUGACUGUGGAAAGGCUUUUACACGGCGCAACAGUCUUGGUAAACAUGAGAAAAUCCACAUUGUACAGAAAUCUCAUGUGGAAACCUUCAGACAAAGCUCAAAUGUUGCUUAACAACAGAGAGUGAACAUUAGAAAAAAACUUUUGAGUGUCUGGAUCAUGGUAAAGUUUUUGAUAUAUAUUAGUCCCUGACUAGACUUGGGAGAUGCCAUGCUAGAUGUAAAACCUCAUUCAUAUAAUCCACAUGAAUUGCCUCCCGAAAAUUCCUAGAUGAUUGAAAUCAUGGAUAAAGGCAUAAAGAUAUAGAACAGAGCUUGUCAGUUAGCAGGGAUUUUCUGCUUGGGAACAAAUCUAUGGACUUGGCAUGGGAAAGUCUUUAGCCCAGGUUCAUCUCUGAGUUUUCAUCUGAGGAUACCGAAUGGAGAAAAUUAUAAAUGUGCUGAAUGAAGACUUGCCCUUAUCUGGAAGAUAAGGAUCACUAUAAAUCACAAGUUUCGCACUGGAAAGAAACAUUAUUAAAAAUGUAUUUAUAGAAAAGCUUUCAUCUGGAUCUCAUCCUUUGUGUAGAAAUCUUGCUGCAGAUGAAAUAUGUGAAUAUAAUGAAUGAGGGAAGGCCUCUUCCUACAGCACAGAUCUCAUUAGACAUUAAAAUUUUAUACUGUGUAUAAAGUCUGAAAAUAGAUUGAGUUUUUCUCUGAAAUCCCAUGAUUGGUGUCCAAAGAAGGGUUUUUAUAAUGGGGGAAACUAAUUGUUUUACUUUCUUUUCUCAAUCAACAAUGAGUAAGAGAUUUUUAAAUCUGAUUUUAAAUUGUUUUUAUUAAUUUUCCUGUUCAUUCUCUUGUUUAUUCCUAAAUUAUUUGGCUUCCAUCUGUUUGAUAAGUAAUAUGUUCCAAGUUCUAAUUUUCCUUUUAAAAUAUCUGUAAAUAUGGCUUAGGUCUCCAUUUUGACCUUGUUAAAUUGUAUCGAGUGGGUUUGAGAACAAGUGAGACCUUUUUCAGAACACUUACCCCAGAAGAGUGCAGUAGUUAAGGCUACACUUUCAGAAACUCUCCUCCUUGUACCCUUGCUUAGUCUUGCAUGAACCACUUUGCCACAUCAGCAAGCUUUGUAAUAUAUAGUUACUGUUCUUAAGUGGAGUGGGUUCCUAUGACACAUUGUGAGCCCUGAUACAAAGUCAGGGAGAGCUGGAGUCCACUAUGUGGUAAAGUUGCUCAGUUCAGAGUAUUAAAAUUCCUGCUCUGAUACUUGCACUUUGCCUCCCUUUGCUAGACUGCACCAUUUGAAGUGAUGCCCUAUUCCUGCAGAAAUGAAAUCAACUGCUUUCUGCUCUGACUCUGAGAAAUAUCUGUUUGAAUUAUUUGGGGUUGGUGAUCAUUGUCCCACAUGAUGUGAGAUAUCAUAUAAAUUAUUAUCUUGAAUUUGACAAAUUUAAAAAGUAAAGAUGU
Sarcophilus harrisii (Tasmanian devil) is the source of this 4582-nucleotide messenger RNA. Its product is annotated as zinc finger protein 471-like. The record is from RefSeq and is a predicted model, not a curated record. Gene Ontology annotation, biological process: negative regulation of transcription by RNA polymerase II. Bases 321 to 3251 code for a protein of 976 amino acids. Gene Ontology annotation, molecular function: DNA-binding transcription repressor activity, RNA polymerase II-specific. NCBI's taxonomy places the organism in Eukaryota, Metazoa, Chordata, Mammalia, Dasyuromorphia, Dasyuridae. The transcript has 10 exons.